UGUUGGCAGCACGUAUCCUCAGUUCAUUCUUAUGCUCAUUGCAUGAUCGCCCCACCGGGAACGACCGUUUCAGUUGUCUGUCGCGCACUCAGCGCAAUAUAGUCUCUCUUACUUAACGUCUGCCAUAAACUUCCAAGAAAAUAAAUUAAGUUUGUAAACUUUUAUUAUUUCAUCCCUCCCCUUUUAAGGGUCCAGCUGCCCCUUGGCCAGCUUUCAGCUCUGACCAUCUUCGUAGACCUCCUCAGCCCUGCAGCUUGCUAAACGAUUUCGAAAGUUUCUUUGAAGAUUGAACAGGUGCUGAGAAGAUUUAGAACCAGCCUGAUUUGAAUUCUAAGAUCCGGAUAAGCUAUGAACAUGCAUGGCUAGUACGUGUGUUGAUCUCCUUAGCCUGUAGAUUGCGGAGCUUGGUAUCUUACCAACCCUCUCCUUAUCGCGACUGAUUUGACUCACAAUGAGAAGGCGAAACCGAUCAGGGAUUGGACGAGGAAGCUCUAAUCGCAAGGGGAAGCAGCAACAACAACAGCAGCAGCAGCAGCAGCAGCAACAGCAACAGCAGAACAACAUGCCUAAAAACGUGCCCUCGAGGAAAGCCAAGCACGACGGUCAGAGAGAGUCAGAGUCCUCUUCAUUCCUCGACCUAUUUGGCAAAGGUUCGGCCAGGAUGGAAAACGGCGCUACGGCGCUUAUGUGCGUAGUAACGUGGCUGCUCUAUUGGAUCACGCUCUUGGCGGAUUUUGCCUACGAUGACAGCCGGGCUAUUAAGACAAAUCAAGAUCUAUUGCCCUCAACUCCUAUUGAAAAACUUUUCCUGAACGAUUUCUGGGGUACGCCCUUGACUCAUAGCGGAUCUCACAAGUCUUACAGGCCUCUAUGUGUCCUAACAUUUAGGCUAAACUACUGGCUGGGAGGCUUUACCCCAUGGGGUUAUCACUUCAUAAAUGUGUUCUUACACAUGCUGGUAUCGGUUGCAUUUACCAAAUUGGCUUAUUUGGUAUUUGCUAAAAAGCCUAUGCCGACUAUCAUAGCAGGUUUGCUUUUUACGGCUCAUCCUAUUCAUACAGAAGCAGUCGCGGGAAUCGUCGGCAGGGCAGAUGUAGGCGCUUGCCUUUUCUUUCUGCUGUCCAUAAUGCUAUACAUAAAAUAUUGUGAAUACCGGAGCAAGGAAGAGAGAUGCUUACGAAGAUGGUUCUAUCUUUAUGCUGCCUUGUUCUGCGCAGCUUGUUCUAUGCUGACAAAAGAACAAGGGAUAACAGUAUUGGGUGUCUGCAUUGUAUAUGAAUUGUUCGUGAGACAUCGGAUAUUUCCGAAAGAGCUUAGAUACGUGCCAUUACAGAAACAGUAUCAAAGUUUACGUGAAGGAUUAUUUCACUUGAUUGCAGCAACUAUAGCAUUGCUUGGUCUGAGAAUCCAUCUAAUGGGAAGCAAGCCACCCCAUUUUGCACCGGCUGAUAAUCCGGCUUCAGAUAGUGAUAGUAUAGUAACAAGGACUUUGACAUUCUUGUAUUUGCCAGCUUUCAACUUUUGGCUACUGCUAUAUCCAAGAUGGUUAAGCUUUGAUUGGUCAAUGGAAGCAAUUCCAUUGCUUACAUCCUUAGAAGAUGAAAGAAACAUCUACACUCUUGUAUUUUACGGAGGAUUAAUCUAUUUUCUUUACUGGAUCAUGAAAUCAUACGGCAAAAGGUGUUUGUAUAACAAUCCCUUCUGUUUAUCAAUUUCGAACGGAGGAAACUCUGACGACAGCCCAGGAUCUUCGGUAGCGAAUAACUUCCCAAAUGCAGUUGCUUCUGGGCAAUAUUGUCAAUGCACUUCUAAUAUGAUACAGAGGUUAACUGCUACGUCAUCUUCAAAUCAGGGUCACCACAACAGAGGACGGAAGAAUAACCAUCCAUCUCAUGGAAAUAACCAUCGUGCUAUAAAUGGCAAUGGACAUUUCAGUGGUGCAAACGGUAUGUUGGCAAAUCCAGAUAGUGAAUUGGGUCCACAUGUUGUACCGCCUAAAGCUAUCUGUACAAGCCCAACUGAUAUGGUAAUAAUGGCUUUGGCAUUGCUAAUUCUGCCUUUUAUCCCAGCGACAAAUUUGUUUUUUUACGUUGGCUUUGUUGUCGCAGAGAGAGUUUUAUACAUCCCUAGCAUGGGAUUCUGCUUACUUGUAGCUUUAGGCCUGGAUCACUUGUAUAGUAAACAAGAAACCCUUUUCAAAAAGCGCUUUAUAUUAGGAACUGUGGGCGCUUUUCUCCUUAUCAUGUCAUUUAGAACCGUCAUACGAAAUUGGGAUUGGAUAGAUGAGGAGUACUUAUACAGAUCCGGCAUCCCGGUCAAUCCUCCAAAAGCGUACGGAAACUUGGCAAACAUUCUGAGUGGACGAGGUGAAAAAGACGAAGCUGAGUGGGCGUACAAACAAGCUCUGAGCUAUCGUGCUAAUAUGGCAGAUGUUCGAUAUAACUUGGGCUUAUUAUUACAGGAACAACAGCGUUACGACGAAGCAUUAUACAGUUACAGAUUAGCCAUUUUCUUCAGACCCCGUUUGGCAAUGGCACAUCUAAACAUGGGUCUAGUACUCGGACAUCUAGGACGUAAGGACGAAGCCGUUGAGGUUUAUAAACGUUGCGCUGAACUAGACGGUUCUGGCUUGAAGGAUCCGAAGAAUCAUGAUACCACCAAGAUUUCAGCUUUGUUCAAUUUGGGAAGACUUUAUGCAGAUGAAGGAGAAUACGAGAAAGCAGUAGAGGUUUACCAUGAAGCAGUAAGAAGAAUGCCGGAUUACUAUCAAGCUCAGUCAUUGUACAACAUGAUGGGAGAAGCCUAUUACAAAAUGGGCAGCUAUGUAGAUGCUGAAUACUGGUAUAGAGAAGCCUUGAGAUCCAAACCUGACCAUAUACCCGCUCAUUUGACUUAUGCAAAACUUCUUUCAAAAUGGGGACGUCUUGAGGAAGCAGAACAAUGGUUUCUAAAAGCUAAAAAUAUUGCACCUAAUGACUCAAGUGUCUAUCAGCACUAUGGACAAUUCCUCGCCGAUUGCGAGAGAUAUUAUGAAGCCGCAGAUAUCUUUCUGAAAGCAGCAGAAUUUGCAUCCAAUGAAUAUGAAAUCAUUUUUAAUGCUGCUAAUACUCUGAGGCAAGCCGGUAGAAACGAGGAAGCGGAAGCUUAUUACAAAAGAGCCGUUCAACUGAAACCUAAAGAAGUCGCAAGUCAUAUGAAUCUCGGGGCGAUGUUGCAUGUGAAUAAUAAACUCCAAGAAGCUGAGCAAUCAUAUUUAAAAGCUUUGAAUUUAAGACCAGAUGAUCAAAUUACACGAAAUAAUCUUCAAAAGCUACAAAAUCUGAUACAACUUAAAAAAACUCGUGAAUGCAGGAACCAAAGUUUCUAUAAUAUCGACGAUAAUGCAUGAAGUUUUGAUAUUAUUUUACUACAUUCUUGACGAACCGUAAAAGAUUCAUGUAUCUGUGGACUAAAAUAUCUGUGUUUCCUCUUUCAAGAUGAUUGAAGAUGGUAUUACUGAUGUUACAUGCGUUUUUGAUACAUCGCUUGCGAUUUUUCUUUUCGUUGUUGGUGUAAACAUAAAUAUUCCUAGUAAGAUUGUUCUGAUCGUUGUUUACACGAUAAAUGUUUAUGUGUAAAGCACACGUAUAAAACUUCGUGAUACAGAUCUCAAUUCUUAAUGCGGAUUUCUUUAUACGUGAAGGAACAACAAUGUUCUGCAAAUCACUAUAAAGCAAAGAAAUUAUUUAUAUGAUAUUUGUACUAAAUUUCAGUUGUGGUAUUUUCCAUAGACCAGAAAUUGAAAUUUUGAACAGGAUUGGAUAAAACUUUAUCAUUCAAAGUUUAGUUUCAAAAUCCGUUCCCUUCAUUAUCAAGAAUUUUCUUUCAGGUGUCCUAAACUCUAAACACAUUGGUUGAGAUUCAAGAAUCUGAACAUAGCUAAUAAUUUUAACCAGACAAUAUAAUUGGUGCAACAAAUUUGAGAUCCAUAACUUAUGUAUUAUGUAACUAUGGAAUGAAACUGUCACUCAUCAAACAGACGCAAGAAGAUGUGGUUUCCUGACAAAAAUAAAUGAAAUGCACUUCUGUAAGUAAAUACACUCCCUAAUAUAAAUGAACUUAUCUACUGUCUUUUCAAAAAAAUUAUAUUAGAACUGGCAGUGUCUCUAGUCAUGGUUAUUGUUCACUUCCCAUAAAGGAAACUAGUUGUUCUCGAAAAGCACAACCAGUUUGAAAUGUCUUAGCGAACCAGUGUGAAAUUUGCAAUAUCGAAAGAGUUUGAGCACAUUCAAUUUAUGUUCACUUAUAGCGCUGGUAAUAAACAUUUUUUAACUUUAUCCAAACAGAUUUAUUAUCAGUGAAAAGAAAAGCAAGUCAUGUUAUUUAAUUACCAAAGAUACCACUAGUCUUGAAAAGGUAUCCAUUUCUUCUAUCGAACAUUUGCUGUGCAAUGUUGCGUGGAACAACCUUUUGGUUCUUGCAGUAUAAAUGACUUCGAUUGAGAAGAAGAGAAAGUGGUGCGAACCAUAAAAAACUUUUCAGCACGAACUUGCAAUGAGUUGUAUAGCAACAUUUUAUUAACCAGCGCUGAGAUUUUUGCAUGUUGCAAAAAGGACAACUGCAUUCAAAAUUCCUAUUCAUGAUUGAUGUAUCUUCGAAUAAGAGUAUCAAUAUAUGUGUGAAAUAUAUGUAACAAUUGAUUAUUGUGGAAUAUAUAUGCUUCAACGGGCAAGAAAAAAAGUUAAUACACUUUC
Argiope bruennichi is the source of this 4733-nucleotide messenger RNA. Its product is annotated as protein O-mannosyl-transferase TMTC2-like. Gene Ontology annotation, cellular component: endoplasmic reticulum membrane. Gene Ontology annotation, molecular function: protein binding; mannosyltransferase activity. The record is from RefSeq and is a predicted model, not a curated record. Gene Ontology annotation, biological process: protein O-linked glycosylation via mannose. The coding region runs from base 452 to 3388 and encodes 978 amino acids. Lineage: Eukaryota; Metazoa; Arthropoda; Arachnida; Araneae; Araneidae. The transcript has 16 exons.